This is a messenger RNA of Hyaena hyaena (striped hyena), 1265 nucleotides long. It is a transcript of the gene FETUB, whose product is annotated as fetuin B. Gene Ontology annotation, biological process: binding of sperm to zona pellucida; negative regulation of endopeptidase activity. Bases 23 to 1177 code for a protein of 384 amino acids. Gene Ontology annotation, molecular function: metalloendopeptidase inhibitor activity; cysteine-type endopeptidase inhibitor activity. NCBI's taxonomy places the organism in Eukaryota, Metazoa, Chordata, Mammalia, Carnivora, Hyaenidae. The record is from RefSeq and is a predicted model, not a curated record. The transcript has 7 exons. Gene Ontology annotation, cellular component: extracellular region.
UCCUGGCCUUGUUCCCCACAGAAUGGGUCUCCUCCUGCCUGCGGUGCUCUGUGCGCUGGCUGCAUGCUGCACGGCUACAUCUCCACCCCUGCAGCGCGACCACCUCUCGCCUCUCCUCUCCCGCGGCUGCAACGAAUCAAGUGUUCUGGAAUUAGCAGGCCUAGCCCUGCAGGACAUCAACAGGGGCAGAAAGGAUGGUUACGUGCUGAGUCUCAACCGAGUGAGCGAUGUCCGAGAACAAAGACAGGUUAACCUCGGAUCUCUGUUCUAUUUCACACUGGACGUGUUAGAGACUGGCUGCCAUGUACUCAGCAAAAAGGCAUGGAAGGGCUGUGGGGUGAGGCACCUUCAUGCAUCGGUUUAUGGCCAAUGCAAAGCAUUAUUUUACGUUAACGUGCCACAAAGAAUUCUCUAUGUACCUGCCUACAACUGUACUCUUCGCCCAGUUUCUCAAAGAAUGAUUCACAUGAUGUGCCCUGACUGCCCCAGCCCCAUUAACUUGUCAGAUCCCGAGGUUCUGGGAACUGCUGCUGAGUCUCUUGCAAAAUACAACAGUGAGAGCGCCUCAAAGCAGUACUCUGUCUUCCAAGUCACGCGGGCUUCUACCCAGUGGGUGGUUGGCCCUGCCUUCUUUGUGGAAUACUUAAUCAAAGAAUCACCAUGUACCCAACACCAUGCCGGCAGCUGUGCGCUUCAGCCCCCUGACUCUCUGCCUGUUGGUCUUUGCCAUGGUUCUCGGACUGAAACACGAUUAGAAAAGUUUGUCACCGUGAAUUGUGAAUUCUUUGAACCGCAGGUUCCCGUCUCUGGAGGGGAAAACCCUGAAGCUAACCAGGGACCUGCGGACCUCCCCAUGGUGAAAGAGCCCCAGCAGAAAAACAUAGCCCCUACCAGCUCACCCUCCAAAGCCAUGCCUGAAGGAUCUGUCCAGUACCUCCCCAGCUUGGAUGAUGAGAAGAAGCCUGAGGAUGCUCAGGGAAACAGCCCUGUUGAGGCCUUCCCUGUGCAGUUGGACCUCACCACAAAUCCCGAGGGAGAAAGUCUGGAUGUUUCCUUCCUCUUCUUGCAUCCUGUGGGGAAGAAGCUGGUUGUCCUGCCAUUCCCCAAGAAAGACCAACGCUCUGCUGAGUGCCCAGGACCAGCCCAGCAGGCCAACCCUUUUGUUCUUCCACUUUGAGAAUCACGUAGAGGAUUCUAUGAAGACACGACACCCUGUAGAAGUCAAAUGUAGAGAGUGACUAAUAAAGUUUAUCGUUUUGACUCUU